UGAAAGCCUCCAUCUUAGAGCGCGACAGCGGAGAAGAGCAGCAGAGAUGGCAGAUUAUAGCAGCGUGGCUCCCCCGUCCUCUAACGCUGGAGGUGGAAUGAACGACGCUUUCAAAGACGCUCUGCAGCGAGCAAGACAGAUUGCAGCGAAGAUCGGCGGAGAUGGCGUUACGACACCCCCAACCAACGAGUUUGGCUACGGAGGCCAGAAAAGGCCCCUGGAGGACGCUGGUGGGUAUUUUCCCAUGCCUAACCUGAAUAUCGAUCAACCAGAGACAAAGAAAGUCGCUACAAAUGAUGCCUUUGCAGCUAUGGGAGGAAUGGGUGGCCCCCAAAGGUCAAUGUCAGAAGACUUCAAGGUUCCAGAUGGGAUGGUUGGAUUCAUUAUUGGAAGAGGAGGAGAGCAAAUAUCGCGGAUCCAGCAGGAGUCCGGGUGUAAAAUACAGAUUGCUCCUGAUAGCGGUGGAAUGCCAGACCGAUCUGUUACACUAACAGGAUCUCCAGAAUCAAUCCAGACUGCAAAGAGGUUAUUAACAGAAAUAGUAGAGAAGGGACGUCCAGCUCCCGUGUUCCACCACAACGAAGGCCCGGGAAUGACUGUUCAGGAAAUCAUGGUGCCUGCUACUAAAGCUGGCCUCGUCAUCGGAAAGGGAGGAGAAACCAUCAAAAGCCUUCAGGAGCGAGGUGGGGUUAAGAUGGUCAUGAUUCAAGAUGGACCUCAAAACACGGGCGCAGACAAGCCACUUCGCAUUUCAGGAGAUCCCUUUAAAGUUCAGCAAGCCAAAGAGAUGGUGAUGGAGCUGAUCAGAGACCACGGCUUCAGGGAGCAGAGGGGCGAGUAUGGCUCAAGGCUCGGAGGAGGAGACAGCUUAGAUGUUCCAGUCCCACGGUUUGCUGUAGGAAUUGUUAUUGGCAGGAAUGGAGAAAUGAUCAAGAAAAUCCAGAAUGACACAGGAGUCAGAAUUCAGUUUAAACCAGAUGAUGGCACCACACCCGACAGGAUAGCACAAAUCAUGGGUCCGCCAGACCAGACUCAGCAUGCAGCAGAGAUAAUCACUGACCUGCUGACGAGCGUUCAGGCUGGAGGACCCCCAGGACAUGGGGGUGGCAGAGGGCGUGGUCGUGGGCAGGGCAACUGGAACAUGGGCCCUCCCGGUGGCCUGCAGGAGUUUACCUUCACCGUCCCAACCAUGAAAACUGGUCUGAUCAUUGGAAAAGGUGGUGAGACAAUCAAGGGCAUCAGCCAACAGUCUGGCGCCAGGAUCGAGCUGCAGAGGAAUCCUCCACCCAAUUCUGAUCCCAACUUAAAGAUGUUCACAAUCAGGGGCUCCCCUCAACAGAUCGACUACGCCAGGCAGCUGGUGGAGGAGAAAAUAGGGGGUCCGGUUACUCCAAUGGGUGGCCCACAUGGUCCACCUGGUCCACAUGGCGGACCAGGCCCACAUGGCCCUCCGGGACCACCAGGUCCUCCAGGGGCUCCAAUGGGACCUUACAACCCCGGACCAUACAACCAGGGGCCUCCAGGACCACAUGGCCCUCCUGCUCCUUAUCAACCUCAAGGAUGGGGCAAUGGGUAUCCCCACUGGCAGCAGGGACAACCUGAUCCAAAUAAAGCAGCAGCUGAUGCCAACGCUGCAGCGUGGGCUGCCUACUACGCUCAGUAUGGCCAGCAGCCGCAGCCCUCGAUGACUCCAGCCAGCGGAGCUCCAGGAACGGCUCAGCCCAACGGCCAAGGUGAUCCACAGGCUCCAGGUCAGGGUGGACAGACAGAUUACACCAAGGCCUGGGAGGAAUAUUACAAGAAAAUGGGUCAGCAGAACCAGCCACCUCAGGACUACACUAAAGCCUGGGAGGAGUAUUACAAGAAACAAGGCCAAGCUGCGCCUCAGCCCGCACCAGCUGCUGCAGCACCAGCCGCGCAGCCUGGAGGCCAGCCGGACUACAGCGCCGCCUGGGCCGAGUACUACCGGCAGCAGGCUGCUUACUACGGCACAGCCAACCCUCAGGCCAUGGGUGGAGCGCCACAAGCCCCUCAGGUACACCCCCGUUAAGAAUCUGCUCGUUAUAUUCUCUUAAACCACCAUCUUUGUGUCAUAACCUUCCUUCCUCAGGGUUUUACAGGGAUCCAGUGACAACCACAGCCUCAAAAACUUAACCAAACUACUCUUUCCCCCUUUUUUUAGCUUUUUAUUUUGGGAAGCUGAGUCCACUGUUUCUGCUGUUAACAUGCAAUGUAUCUUCUAUGUAUUUCCUCUGCACAGGGCCAGUAAUGUGAAGUGGACAUAAAGUAAAUGCUACAUUGUCGAAACAAAAUCCUUUGUUAAAUGUUUGGAUGCUGACGCCUUGAUGAAGAUCUUAAAUUUCCUUGGUUUGAAAGUGUUUCACAUAGAUGGCAGAUUACCCGGCGAACACGUCCUCUCUGAUUUAUUUCUUCUGUUUUUUGUUUUUUUUUGUUUGUUUGUUUUUUUUUCUUGUAAAUGCUAUGUUUUUAGUGAGGUAAUUAUACAUACGGUCAUUCCAGCCCUGUAUCUACAUUAAAUGUGGUUAGAACUCCUGUUUAAUAAACUGUAGACAUUACAAUGUAAAUCAUCUCAGUUUUAAAAAUGCUAUUAUUGCCUGUUGUGUUUUUGCAAUAAAACAAACUGAAACCUCCUGUGUUGGUAAGUUGGGGUGGUCCAAUCCAAACGAGUUUAAAUCAAUGUGUUGUUUUUUUUUUUGUUUACCUGUUUGGGGAGGAGUUUGAAAAGUAGGUUGUGUGGGUUGAAUUGUCCUAAAAAGUUGACAGAAGUUGUGCUGUCCUGUCUCUCUCCAACUGUUCAUAAGGCUCUUAGAAAUAUGUGCGUGCUGUGAUCCAGAACGGUUCAAUUGUCCUCGCUGGUAGACGGUUUUCUUUGACACUUCCUGUUUUCUCUGACAUUGCUGAUUGUAGCAGUAGACACAUUUGAGGUAUCUGUACCGUAUCGCGCAUCAACUGUUGCUGUGGCUCUCUGCUU
This is a messenger RNA of Nematolebias whitei (Rio pearlfish), 2992 nucleotides long. RefSeq names its product far upstream element (FUSE) binding protein 1 (gene fubp1). Lineage: Eukaryota; Metazoa; Chordata; Actinopteri; Cyprinodontiformes; Rivulidae. The transcript has 19 exons. The coding region runs from base 47 to 2050 and encodes 667 amino acids. Gene Ontology annotation, molecular function: mRNA binding. Gene Ontology annotation, biological process: regulation of DNA-templated transcription. The record is from RefSeq and is a predicted model, not a curated record. Gene Ontology annotation, cellular component: nucleus; cytoplasm.